GGAUAGUCGGGCUAGGACCCCGGAAGUGCCGGCUUGGCGGAAUCUGGGGAGAAAGCGUGGACAGCAGAGGCAGCGGCGGCGGCAGAGGGAGGCAGGCGCAGGAGCUGCAACCCCGUCUGCACUUCGGUGCGGGGCAGCGCCGGAGGAGGAGGAGGACGAGGCGGCGGAGGCGCUGCUGCUGCCGCCGUGGGUGGGGGCGCCGCGCUCGCCUCGCCUGCCUCCCUCUGGGCGACCUGCCGGGGGUGUCCCAGCGCUCGCGGCUGGAAUGGUGCUGGCGCCGGCGCGCGGUGCCCGCGUUCCCCGGAGAGAGCAGCCCGAGCGGAGGAGCCGCCGCGAUGGAGAUGCUGCUGCUGCAGCCGUUGGGGUGAGCGGCGCCGGCAGGGCUGGGCGCGCAUGGGGGUCCGGGGGAGAGAGGCGCGGCGCUGGGCUGGGCCGCGCGUAGUAACGGUGCGAGGGAUCCUGGAGAGGGCAUCCACCACCACCUCGACAGAGUGUACUUUGGAGCAGGCCUCGGCCCCGCCGCCGGUUGGGAAUGCCCAAGGUCCGCUUUUGGGAACGAACGGAGCGGUUAUUUCGGAGCCCCGGAGCACGGGCAGAGUUUGUUUCCUGUUCCCCAGAGGCCAGCCCGCAGGCGCCCCAGAGCAAAGGGAGUGGGGUUGGUAUAUAAGGGUCGCCUUUGGGGCGAUGCUCUCGGGCGUGGAAGGGAUGCUCCCUGGUCCCACACCUUUGGGUGCUGGCCAAGUGUCUGGAAACAGAAAUGCACUCUGGACGUGCUCAGAAGCACUGCCCGUAGAAUCUGUAAGCUCCAGGCCAAAACACUUUCUGGAACUGGACCCUGGCCUUAAUGUAAAUAUGGGAUGCUUUGAGGUAGUCUGUAGUAUAAUUUUGUGGGACACUUCCAUUCAUUCUAAGUGAAAGGGAGCAGCUUUCAGGCAGGCGUUUUCAUGUUUGUCUGCCCUUCACACUUACUGGUCUGUAUGUGCUCUUUUAAAAUCCUAAUGUGGGCUGGGGACAAGCUAGCAAGAGAAGAACCAGUUUAUCUUUGUUUGUUCUUUUGUUUGAAUUAGUAAUAAUUUUCUAUUGAAUAGUAGUGUAUUUGGCGCUUGCAGUGUGCUGGGUAAUGUACGGGAAUGAUGGUUUCUGCCUGUGAGGACUGUAGUUUUGUUCUGCACAAUCACUUUAAUUCUUUAGCUUCAAAUAACUAUUCUGUCCCCUGCCCCUCUGGUUUUUGUUCACUACUUCUAACACCCAUGUAUUGAAAGAUUAGGAAAAUGCACCCUAAUAUGUUUCAAAUGCUGCUUUGAAAGAGGUCCUGAUAGCAUUGUGAGUUUGCAGUUUAAGUCAGUGCCCCUCACAGUGAGGUGCUAGAAGUGAAGACCUGUUGCCCAUAGCUAAAAGACUCAGCAGGCAGGUUAGAGGAUCCUCAAAGGCCCUUCUACUGAUGCAUGCCCCUGCUGUCAGAUGUUAGAUGACAGUAAGCGGAGAAAGGGCUUUCUCUGUGAUGGUGCCUUGUUCGAGCUUUAUGUGUCAAAACCUUAUUAUCCCAGGCUUCAAACAAUUACUGAUGCUGCUAUCUGAAACUGUCCUAACAUAGAAAUAUACUGAGUUAGACCAUCCGGUCUGGCCAUCUCAGAAAUGCAUAUACACUGAUGGGCAACAGUUUUCAGGAUUUCAGACCCAACCUGGAGUCUUCAUUAUUUAGAGCAACUACUGUACUGACCUCCUUCAAAGAAAAGUUAACUCAACCCAGAGCCAGCAAGGGUCUGUGAGUGGCUAUAUUUAUUUCCUUGUUUUUGUUUUUGGGGGUUGCAUAUUAAUGUUCAUUAUUGCAUUAACUGGAUCUUCCUGCUUUGUAAAUAGAUUAUAAAAUAAAAUGCCAUAUUUCCCACUUGUCUGUCACUUUCCACGUAGGUUUUUGGCCUAGCCUGAGUUACCGAAGAGUAAGGUUUUUUGGGGUAGUGGAAAUCUCAAUAACACAGGAGGAACAGUUUGGAGAGGAGGGGGAGUUGGGAAUGAAGCAGACAAGGCAGCUCAUUUGCUCCUGCAUGAUUUGGAGGGAAUGGAGAACACAGGAGAACAGACAAUGGGUUGGAUCCAGGUGAAGUUAGUUGCACUUAAGCUGCCUAAUUUCAGUGACAACCAAAUAUGACUAAUUUGUUCCAUUCCAUCGAUUUCAGUAGGACCUCAGUUCAACUAACUUCACCUGCAUCCUGCUAUAUGUAUGAAUAAAUAACCAGCCUAAAUUGUUCAAGAAUUACACAUCCAAAUAAUGGAUGUAAAGUGCUUCAGGUAAUGGUGGGGUAUCAGCAAAAAAAAUUGCCUUAGGUUAGAGGGUUGUGUGAUCCCCAAAGAUUCUAAGAAGAGUUUUGUUAAGGUUCCUCCAAAGUCCUGUUUCUUGAAGCUAGGAAGGUGAAAUGUAUUGGAACAAGUUUAAGAAUCCGCUGAAGCAAUUAAUCCAAGGGGAAGUGAGUCUGUUGUUUGUCACAUUAGAUUGAAGAAGCUCUUCUGGGACAGAAGAUAGUUUUGUGCAUGAUGAUAGAAAAGGGGUGGAUGGAUGAGGUGCAUAUUAAGACCAGUGGUUCAUCAGGUCCAGGUUUGGGGAGCCGUUGGCUCUCCAGUUGUUGCUGAACAGCAGUGCGCAUUGUCCUCGGCCUCUAGGCAUGCAUACUAGGUCUGAUGGGAGUUGUAGUUCGGCAAUACCUGGAGGGCCAAAGGUACCUCACACCUUAUCUAGAAUAACAUCUUGUUUUCCAUAGUGGCCUGCCAGAUGCCUCUUAGAGGGUAGGCUUCUAAGAAUGAUAUUCAAAGAUUUCUGAGGUUAGUGGAGCUACAGAAAGACCUAUACAGUGGUACCUCAGGUUAAGUACUUAAUUUGUUCUGGAGGACUGUUCUUAACCUGAAGCACCACUUUAGCUAAUGGGCCUCCUGCUGUUGCCGCACCGCUGGAGCACGAUUUCUGUUCUCAUCCUGAAGCAAAGUUCUUAACCCGAGGUACUAUUUCUGGGUUAGCAGAGUCUGUUACCUGAAGCGUAUGUAACCUGAAGCGUAUGUAACCUGAAGCGUAUGUAACGCGAGGUACCACUGUAUAUGUGUUGUAAGGAAUGUGAAAGCAGAUGCACGUGCCAUGUCCCCAAACUAAGAGUUAAGUGUCUGUCUUCUAGUCUAAAUGGCAACAGAUCCCUUCCGUUUCCUGCAAGGCAGACUGAGCAUCUUGGCGGGAAGCGAGGAGCAUCCCGCUGGCUGUUGUCUUAUAAUCAACCAUGCAAGCAACACUGAUAAAUGUUAAGUUGUUUAUCAGGCUUGAUUCUUGGAAUAGUGGAUGGAAUGAGGUAGAGAUGGGUGCCAAUUGUAUGUUACCACCUCUUUAUAAUGAGUUAUUGGACCGUUUUUUGAGAAUAGGAGGCAACACAGUGUAAUCCCUGUGUAUUAAAAGAUAAGCCCUACUGGAAAGGGGGGGGGGACUGGCAAAGAAAAUUAGCUGGGGCUCAUGUUCUUUGGUGUCUCAUAAAGUUUGACUCCUGGCCUUUUGUCAUACAAACAGAGCCACUAAGUAGUUAAGAGCAGGGGCACUUCCUUGAUUCUUAAAAUGGUUUAUUGAAGCGGGGGGGGGGGGGGUCCAUAUGUACACAAGCUAUCUACCUGUAACUUUUCUUUGAGAGUUUCACAACGAUGUGGAUUUUCUGGAAACCUUUUCUGUCCUAAAUUUUCUGUCCUAAAUUAACUAAGAUCUACUUCAGCAUGUUGAAGAUAUAUUCAGUUAGCAAAGCUAUUUUUAAAAAAUAACCAUGUCAUGGUUGGUUUUAUGUGCUGUUUGGAGUAUUUAAUUUUCCACUCAGUAGCCAGAAUUAUUUGAAAUGAAGUGCUUUGUUCAGGAAAACAAGGCACACUUCAUGUUGUUUACAUGCUAUAUUCAAACAUGUUAAAAACUUUACGUGGAAAUUCGUAUUUCGAUACUUCUGAAAUGUUUUUACUUUAAAAUACUGUUAAGACAUAACAGCUCAGUAGCAUACACUUCGUUUACAUUACAUUGGUACCUCUAGUUACGAACUUAAUUUGUUCCGGAGGUCCGUUCUUAACGUGAAACUGUUCUUAACUAGAGGUGUGCUUUUGCUAAUGGGGCCUCUUGCUGCUGCUGCGCCGCUGGCACACGAUUUCCGUUCUCAUCCGGGGGCAAAGUUCUCAACUCGAGGUAACUCUUCCAGGUUAGCGGAGUUUGUAACCUUAAGCGUUUGUAACAUGAGGUGUUUGUAACUCGAGGUACCACUGUAUUAACUUUUAUUGUUAAAAGCUAAAUACAGUGUAUUAAUUUGCAUUAGAAUAUAAUUUUGGCAUGCUUAAAGAACCAUAUAUAAACAAGGGGCAGUGUCACAAGGCAUACUAACUAAUGUGUGUAGAUGUAGAUUUAGGUCUCUUAGCAAAUUAAGAUAGUUGCUGGGACCUUACCCACACUGUGCUAGCAUCUUUCAUUUCAUUUAUUAGACUUAUUAGUCGCUUGCUGCUCAAAGUCUUCUAUGUGCUCGAUCUUGUCCUCGAUCUUGUCCAUUGCACCUCCUUGCAGUUUGUUGAAGAACUGUUGAGCUUUCAGAAGUUGGGCUGCACUGGGAGGACCUGUAGCUGGAAGCACCAGUUGGGCAAGCAGUGGUGCUUGCUGGAUUGAUCCACUAUAAAAGAUCUUAAAGUGGGUGGGAUCUCUUCCAGAACUGGCACUAAGCUAAAAGAAGUAAUAGAAGAGUAGUCAUAGAAUUGGAAGGGUCCCUGAGGAUCAUCUAUACUGAAUUUAUAUACUGCCCUAUACUCAUAGGUCUCAGGGCAGUUCUAGUCCAAACCAUUGCAAUGCAGGAAUACGCAGCUGCCCUGUAUGGGAAUCAAACCUGCAACCUUGGCAUUAUCAGCACCACACACUAACCAACUGAGCUAUUCAGGCAGGCAAGCCACAGAAAGGACAGGAAGAGAAAAGGAUAUUGAGCAGCUGCAAAAAUAAAAAAUAAAAUACCACGCAUGUUCCCCUAAUGUAAUGGACUUGGUGAUAUAUAGAGGCAAUUUCCGUAGCAUGAGAGACUUUUGGUAACUAGAGGUUCAAUGACUAGAAAACAAUGUCUUUAAAAAGUUAAUAAGAAUGAUGGUUUGAGCUGAUCUAUUUUCUUUGAAAGGCCAAGUUUGUCUUCCCCUUGAUCUCUUUGGUGCUUGGAUACAGACAUUUGACAAGAAGGCUCUGCAUUCACUGAUUGAUUGACUCACUUUGUUGCAGACAUUCACUGUGACCUUUAGGACUGAUUUGUUGGAAGGACAAUCUGAUUCUGAUGCAUUUGCACGGUACCUAGUGGCUCAAACUUGUGGAAUAAGCCCUGUGCUUGCCUCUCUACUCUGACCUUUGGAACAAUUGCUAAUAUGUGAUGUCUUGGGUUACAGAGCAGCUCUAUUUGAACAUAAUGAGAUAUUGUCAGUGGCCAUUCUUGCUGCCUUGAUUGGCAGGCAGGGGGAAGUCUCCUCAAAUGAAGUAUUGUGAGAUAUCAGGCCCAUGUGUCGUCAUACUAGCACAGCCCUCCAGAUGUUGUGGGACUACAGUUCCCAUCAGGCCAAGCCAUCAUGGUUAGAGAUGAUGGAAUUGCAAUCCAAAACAUUGGAAGGCAAGCAGGUUUGGGAAGGACAUUGGGGCUCAUGAUUGGUCUAUAGUGUAUCAUUUGCAGGUGCAGGUAAGUCGUGGCACUAGGGCUUUUUUCUUUUUUUCAGAUUUGGCUAAAGAGCACAUCAUUUUGACCUCUUUCCUUGCAAUCUGUUAGUACAUCUUGAGUAAGUAUCCGUCAGAGCGACUCCUUUUAACUGGCACUGUUUUGAUCUGCUAUCAGUAAUUUAAUCUGAUUAUAUAUGGGGGUUUUUUUGUCUUGGAGCAUUUAUAUGCAUGGAUCUAAAUCGUUCAGAGGUUUGGGUUGUUUGUCCUGAGUGUUGAGGGCCUGGUCAAAGCAAAGUUCUGCACCUGGCUUCCUUUCUUCAGGUGGUGAUGAUGCUUCAGGAAGCUGCAGAAAUGUAGGCAGUAAAACCUUUUAGCCCAUGUUGGUGACAAACUCACCAGCAGACAGUUAAUGAACCAGCCUUUCUUACUUGCAGAUGUACCAAACUGUGCCAGCAGAAACCUCUGGAUCUGAAAGAUGAUAAUACCGAAAAGCACUGUCCUGUUACAGUGAACCCUUGGCAUAUGAAGAACGCUUUCAAAGUUAUGAAUGAAUUAAGAAGGUACUACUUCUUGAUAUACACAUAGUCUGAUUGCUUGUCUGGUCAUUCACUGAGCUUUGCCAUUGAUGGGAUGUACAGGCUAGCAUCAUGUCCUAAGAUGGGGUCUGGAGAUUCUCUUCUGCAUGCACAACUGUCUUCCCCUCAAAAGCAGCUCCCUAAAGAAAGUUGGUUUUCUUUUAGCGGGGCGGGGGGCGGGUUAAGGUGAGUUGCAUCUAGAUAAACAUUUCCAUAUGUAGAAGCCUACACUUCUGUAUCCAUUCAUGGUGGUAGUUCUGCACCUUAAAUGUGGGUUGCUACAAACUCUAUGCAAAACAGGUGGGCUGGUUUCAAGCAGUGGGAACUCUGUGGCCCCAAGCUGUCCUCUCCCCUCCCUUCCAUUUCCCCCAAAACCCUAAAGCUAACUGGGUGAUUUUGGGCCAGCCCUAUGGGGCAUAACCUGCCCCACAGGAAAGAAAGUUAUGAGAACUGUCUUGGGCCGUGAGAUAAAUCCCAUAAUCCCUAUUAGGAUAGUUGCUGUGACAAUAAAGUGUAGACGAAAGAUGGGAUAGAAUGGUAAGAAAUGGUUUUGUUUUUGAGCCUAGUUGGUGGUGUUGGUGCAGGGGCACUUCGGGGGCAUAGUAACAGCAUCACCUGUCACUUUUCUACUCUUUUUGUGUAUAGUUCCCACAUCCUUUGUUCAAAGUCUUGCGCACCCAUGCCUGGAGUGGCACAAGUGUCUCCCCUUUUUUUGGCUCAUGGCACCUUGAUUUUGUUUGGAAGUAAUACAGUUACCGGUAGUUGGUAACUUCUAGCCUGUUUGCAUUAUGAGACUUCUUCACCCAUUAUAUUCAUGGAGAGAUUCUCAUACAAUGACUGGGGCCAGCCCUGGAGUUGGGGAUGGCGUUGUCCCCACUGUGGAAACUUUGUGCCAGUGUGGAUAUCUGCAGGGAUGAAGUCUGCUCAUGAGCAGGUGCUGCUCUCCAGAGCUAGGGCAGGUGACUUGCCUCUCCUUAGUUGUUGCAAGAGGACGCUGUCACACAUAUAACAUGUAAACCUGCUUUGUAAGUCUCAGGGUUUUGUGAAUAAGCUUGAUUAGGACCUGCCGUCUUGCGUGGACAAGAGGGUAAACUAGUCUGACAUCCACAAAUGUGCACAGCUAUUCUGUGCACAGACUGCAGUCUAUAGUGUGCUGUCUGCUAGGUCUUCUCCCAGCAGAAAUAAGGGUCACUGUAUUGUGUUCUGCAUACAUUUCAUUCCUCACAACCAGAAAUUCCUUGCCCUCAUGUUUUUAAACUAAAUGUCCUUGAGUUCAUUUGCCUCUUUAAAAUUCAGUUUGGAGGGACACACUUAAUGUUAAACUUCUUCCAUUUAUAGGCAAAUUGAAUCUUGGCAAAUAGUAUGAAACUAUCUGUAUAUUAAUAAAUUGUUGUUUUGCCUCUCUGAGCUUCACCCAUCCUGCAAGUGAUUCUGCCAUCUGUCUUGCCUCUUCCUGCUUUGAACACACCCCAAUAACAAAUUUUCCUUCUUUUGAAUGGCUUGAAUUCAGCUUGUAUUUUGCUAUGUUAUUAUGAAAGUGUUGUUACGUUAUUGUUUUGCUGUGUUGUUAUGAAAUUGUUUUUUUGUAGUGUAUGUUUAAAAUGCGUCCUGCUUCUUUGUUGUAAGCCGCUUUGAGCUUGGGGUGUGUGUGUGUGUGUGUGGAAAAAGUGGCAUACAAAUAAAAUGACUGAAUGAGGGAUCUAGGGAAAAGGUCCAGGUAGUGAAACCAUGUAUGGUCCUAAUUCAGUGACUAGAACAUUGGAUCAAUAUUUUUGAGUUUGAGGUUCAUUGUGUGAUGUUGGACAGGCAGCUGUCUUUUGCCCUUGGUUCUCCAUCUGUAAAAUAGGAAUACCAAUGAAGUUAAUAGUUCUUAAUAAGAUGAAGGUGUGAUUAGUGGAGAGCUGCAGAUGUGAUGCAGUAAAAAUAAGCCGAGAGAGGCAUGUUAAUAGUGGCAUCAUCAUUACCAAGAGGAGCAGUAAGCUUCUGGACUUUGGCUGCACUCUCCUCAUUUUAUUUUUUAAAAUGCAGGGGGGUGGGGACUGAUAUUGGUGGGGUUUAGCAAACUCCCUGUUCCCAAUUGGCAACUUUCAUCAACGUGGGUAAUGGUUAUACUUUUUGAAAUGCAUCUGGAAAUUAAAUAUAUCUUAAAAGCUUAUUGGGGAGAGUAUAUAAUAUUAGCAGCUUCGUAGCAGGUGCUGUUUGGGAAUUCUAAGAAACCAAAAAAAUUAAUGCAGUUUUUAAAUUAGAAGUUAAAACCAGUGCAGUUUUAAAAAGCCUUCCAUCGUAAUUCAGAAUGGCAUAUGAUUGUAUCCAAACAUAGAUUAAAAACGUGCUCCUUGAUCUCAGGCACCAUCAUACAGAAUUUGGUUAUGAUAUCUCAAGAGGGGUCUGAAUACAGAGCACACAAGCAGCUUUCCAAAACAGACAGUAGAUGUUUGCUUUCUUCCAGAUUCUGCAUUGUUCACCACUCAUCCUCUUCUUUUCUCGUUUUCUACAUAGUCAAAACUUGUUGUGUGAUGUGACAAUAGUAGCUGAAGACAUGGAAAUUGCAGCUCAUAGAGUUGUGUUAGCAGCUUGCAGCCCAUACUUCCAUGCCAUGUUUACAGGUACUGUACUACUUUGUUUCUUACUUCUUGAAACUAUAGCAUAGCUAAAUGAGUAUACAAGGUCAAAACACAGCAGCGGAAAUGGAAUUGGGAGGGGUUGGGGGGGUGAGAGAGUGUUGAGACAUCAGUUGCAAUAUUUGAAAAUGUCACGCUAUUAACAGGCAUGGAGGACUUAAUGACUUUGCCGUCUUAUUGCUGGAGUUCAUGUUUUAGUAUUCUUUGCAUAACUCUAAGUGACAGCUGGACUGUAUAUCUUGCCGUAAAUUAUAUGCCAGCUGGGGUUUUUCUCCUUUUCUCUCUCUCUCCUUGCACUGCUUAUGCUGUGUGUUUAAGGCUGAAAUGUUAGUGGGUUUUCAGGACACAAGGAUGGUUGCAUCUGUCUUUGGGGUUGAUGUGCAGAUGGCCUUCCAGCUGUUGUGCUCUGAAUUCCAAACCAGCAUGACCAGUGGCCAGGAAUGAUGGGAACUGUAGCCCAACCUCAUACAGAGGGCCACAGAUUCACAGUCUCUUCUUUAGAUGACUUCAGUGUCGUUUAGGAUAAAUAUUCAGUCAGUCAUCAGGAAAGUAUUAGUAUUGAAGCUCUGACUAAGCCUCCUUUCCCUUUAUACUAAAGUUUCUUACGUUAGGAAUUCUUAUUUUCAGACCAAGUCAAUCACUACCUGCAUUAUUUUGAUUCAGGUGUCUUCUUAAAAGAUAGAUGAAAGAAAAAUAUGGAGUUCUCAUACAAGUUAGAGAUUAUUCUGUCAGCUUAAAUGCUUUUGUUUGAUGUGUGUAAUCAAAUACUAGGUAGUCCAUUGUUAUGACCGACUGUGGCUGUGGCUGAACACAUUCCCUGAUGGCUCUGGUCUCCCCUUACACGCCAUUUUUAUUUAGAAAAUUAUGAUCCAUCUUUGGGUCUUCAGAGGGGCCACCAUGGUGGCUUUCAGAUGUAAUACAAGUAAAAAAUGGUAUAUGCAAUGGGAUAAUUAACAAUGGCAGGAGGAGAACAGCAAAAAAAAAACAACCCCUCAGUUUAAAAAUUCACCUCUGUCUGUCCCAUCUUCCAUUGCAAUUGGGUUAUGUGCUCUGGCUUCACAGGCAGGAGUUUUAGCAUCUCUGUUGCCUAUGUGUAGAGUCUGGGAGUUUUUUGUUCCACUCAGAAAACAUAUUCCAAAAGGACCAAACUAUUGACUAUCCAGCUAGAAUUCUAGUUCGGAGACUAUUUCCUUCCUAUCUCAUCUGUCUUGUUUUGUAAUUCUAUCCCAUACUGCAGGGGUAGCCAAUGUGGUAUACUCCAGAUGUUGUUCAACUCCAGUUCCCAUUAGCCUAUGCCAGCAGGCAGGGCUGAUGGGAGCUGGAGUCUAGCAACACCAUGUUGGCUACACCUGCCAGGCACAAUGGGCUGUAUCCAAUUAAGUAUGAUUAAUGUUGGGUACAGCCCAAUUACAUUGGGGCUGUACUACAGGUUACAGUGGGCUUUUUCCUGCUGUUGAGCAGAAGCAGUCAAUCAUUAUCUUUAUUGUGGUCACAGACCAGAGCAGAAGCAGUUAAAUAUACCUUGGACGAACUUCAUUGCUAUUAGAGGCACUGGCUUUUUCUGGUCUUGGAGUCUUGUUCUGAAUCCUCUUCUCUUGCAAAUAUUUGUGCUGGCACUGCAGAUGGUCUUCAUGACCAGCCUUUCAGCCUCCACAAGCUGACACCAUAUUUCCCUAUUUUCUGGCUAGAGGUGAAAUUGUUUUGAGAGACAGUGAAUCAAAUGCUGCUGCGAAUAAUCCUCCUUGUGGGCUGCUAGAAUUUUCUAAGGCAGUUUCUACUGGUAUCAUUUAAAUAUAUUGAAAGCUGAUUGUAUCAAGCCGUUAUUCCAGUUCGUAUGAGUGCUCUGGUGCCCUUUCUGUAUAGUUGUCAUGUGCUGAGUUUUAUGAACCCAUGAAGUUUUUAGCCCUGAAAUUACAAAUAGAUAUAGACAUUUUAGACUGGCAUCCAAGGUUUUCACAGUUUUGUGCAGAUCAUAGCAGGAAGCGUAGCUAAACCUGAUAGUUGCUCCAUAAAUUCAAAAUAUUUUUCCAGCACUUUGUAGUUUUUAUUGGGGAUGAGGGGGUGUCUUCCAAAAAGAGACACACUGAUCUAUAUAGCUUCGUUCUGGAGAAUAAGCUUUUCCUUUCUCUUCUCUUAGAGGAAAGUUUUUGUGCUGAGGAAGCCACCUGGAACUGCAACAUGUUGAUGCCAAUUGCCAGUAUCUGAUUAAAUUAACAGAGCUAUACAACCAUGUAUUAUAGGUGAAAUGAGCGAGAGUCAGGCAAAGAGAGUUCGAAUAAAGGAAGUUGAUGGAUGGACCCUUAAGAUGCUCAUUGAAUAUGUUUACACUGCUGAAAUUCAGCUUACAGAGGAAAAUGUACAGGUGAGUAGGAGGAUACUGUCAACUCAUCCUUUAAUGGUAUGCAUAAUGACACAAAAAGUAAGGCACUCCCCCACCCCUAUGAGGGUGAUGACAUUUAUUUUUAGCAUCUUAGUCAUAAGAAGGAUGUGUGCUUUUUAGUAGCAUUUAUGUGAUCUUAUAGCACUUCUUUUUCUUGUUCAAAAUAACUGAUACAGAACUUGCACUUUAAAGUCACCUGCUGUUUUACAGUCCUCAACAAGCCGUUUAGUAAUUGUAGAUCAAAUAUAAUGACCAGCCUUGGAAGCAGUUGAGAAAGCAGUGGCUUGAAAGGGUAAUGCUAAAUACGCGGCAUUUGGGUAUACAUCUUCGCUGAUGCAUGUCAGAAGCUCUAGUGUAGCAAAAAGGGGCAAAGUUUGAAUAUGGAUGUCAAAUAUACAUAUUGGGAUCUAUCAUAUUUAAAUUGUCAUGCAUUCAUUGCACUCGCCGCUGAAGUGGCCAGCAACCGCUAAAUAAAUAGCAAAUAUUUGUUCUGCAUUCUGGAGAAGCUCAAAAACACACACAGAGGAACAGGUUUACUAGUUGUCCAGGUUGUUAACUAAAUAGGCAUAAUCAGCCAGCUUUCUAAAUGAACUCAGUUGUGGUUGUGGUUAUGGUUGUUGUUGUUUUAUUGAUAUAUAUUGUUAUAUAACAACAAUUACAAAACAAAAACAAAACUCAAUUUCCCCCCGCUUCCCCCUUCCAGGACGGAUCAGUCUGUUUAAUUUGCCAAAGUCCAGUCCAUGCCAUUCUUCAGGAUUAUCAGUAAAGCAUUUUAUUAAAGGAUGCCAUAUUUCAGCAAAAUCAUCUACAUAAUUUGUAUCAUUCAGUGCAUGUCAUCUCUUUGUUAAUUUAUCUGAUGCAGCAGUCAACUGUACGUUCUGUUUCCAAUGAGAAAUACACAGAUGUUCCAGUCUCUUCCAAUUCUGUGCCACUACUGGGCAUGCUGCUACUAAAAGAAAAUUAAUUGGUUCUUUAUAACAGAGGCCAGAUUGCCCUUCUUUAGAAAUGAUUAAUCCAAACUUGGGGUACAUUCCGUAUGUUGACCUGUAAUACAGCUUUUUUCCUGUAAAUACCCUCUGCUGAGGGUCAGGGAACAGGUACGUGUGUGUGUGUGUGUGUGUGUGUGUGUGUGUUAUGCAGCCUGCUUUGUGCCUCCUAAGCUAGCCUGCUAUCUGACUGCAGUAGAAGAUACUGUCCCAUCACCAGUCGUGAAAUAAGAUUCAGCCACCAGUCUGGUCAGCUUCUGUAUCUGGAAUAGAGAGGGGGUCCAUCCCCUUGGGCUGCAAAAUGUCUUCGGCCAGCCUGGUUCCUGGCAAAACCUACUGACCUGAAAGCUGAUUUCCUUAGUUCAGCAGAUAAUGAUGAGACUUAAAAUGUCACAAUAGCAUUCCCUAAUUGUAACAACAAUGUACUUAAGACCCUAGUGCAGUCUUAAACAGAAUAAUAUCCCCCAUUUGGGUUGGUUCUGCCACAUCCUUACUCGCUGCAGAACUUCUAUGAGCUAUGACUGCUGCAAUAGCCAUCCCUACAGAUGAGGAAAAAUGAUUGUUCGCUUACCAGAAAUCAGAUACCCAUCUCUUUAGUGAUUUGAGGGAUUUGGGUUUCACUUUGUGAGCUCUGGUUUCUUACCUUACUAAUCUUUCAGGGUACAGUGUUCAGCGUUUACAGUACUCGAGCUCUGCCGAGGUGGUAAAUGUCAUUGCUUGAACUAUUAGGGCAAACUGUGGCAUGUAAGAGUAGCAGAGAUCUUGGUGCAGCAACAUCAACCAUUAUUUAUGGACACUCUUCAUUCAGCUUUAUAUACUGUUUCUGAUUCCAGCCUGCAUGCUGCAAUAAUAAGCCGUCCAAUGUACUGUUAUUACAUUUCCUGAGUAUCCAUCUGGAUCACAGUAUCUAACACAGUAUUAAUGAUGGCAGCUGGUGUAGUCAACCUUUAACUCAAGCUUGUUUCCAAAUCUGCCUAAAGAUUCUUCUGCCUGGAAGGCCUCUGUGCAUGUUUUUCAGUUAGAGUUGUGAUGUGGCGCUUUGAGACCAAUGUAGGAUCAUAUAAUUGUAGAGUUGGAAGGAAUCCCAAGGGUCAUCUAGUCCAACUGGCCAGUUGCACUGAGAGGAGAGAAGGUGUAGGUCUCGUUUUUAACCGCAGAAGGGGUGCAUGACUUGUCUUCCUGUAGCCCUCAAGUGCUUACAAACCACCUCCUUUUAGCUAAGCUUUGAUGCUGGAAGUCUGUUUGGGAAAGGGGAAAGUGCUUGUUAAGAGCUGCAGUGAAUAGUGGGUGCAGCGAGAGUCCAGCGCCUCUCACCUGUGCUCCUCUUUUUCUGUUAAAUUUGAUUGCCACUCCCUAUGUGAAUAGGGGAGAGCCACAUGUAAAGCAUGCAGAACUGCCAGCAUCAUAUUAAUAUGGCCCUGAGUGUUGACACAGCUGUUUUUGCAUAUAUAAUAUACACAUGCGCACACAUACAUACAUACACACAUACACACACACGGUCAGCAAGAGAAUGACUUCUGUUAUAUAGCCAUCAUUUGGUAUUCUGUUGCACUUACAAGUUGCUUCUUCAUUUUCACAUAUUUGAAGUGCUUUGGCCCCACAAAAUGUCUUUCCGAAGUCAUUGGGAUUGGUACCUAAUGCAUUGAUUACAUGGAGAUCCCCCAUCGCCAAAGCUCUUUUAUAAGCAGUUCCUUUUACUUAUAUUUGUACUCACAGCCUGUCUUCCACAAAAGAGUAGAUAAGUCUCCAAGGGAUUUGCAGUCUCUGCAAAGAGUGAUGAAAAUUGGGGGGGGGGCUAUUUCCCCUGAAUUAGGAAGGGAGUUAGAGGUAAUUAAAACCUUAUAUUUUAUUCAUUUAUGAAACUCUUCAUUCAUAUCCAUCUACAGCUAAAAGUAAUUGUUUACUUGAUUAUGUUAAUGGAGAUGAAAUGUGUGGGUUUCCAUGUUUAGGACUGAGCCAGUACAGCAGAGCUGUUUUGACCCACCCAAGAUAAGGUGGAAAGCUCCUUACCUGGCAUUUCAUCCUGACAGGUGUUGGUUGUCUUGUUUUUCAUUGUGGACUUUGGAAUCAAGCAGUGCCUCUGUUUUUCAGGACGGCUGAGCUCUGGGUAAGCCCUACAGGCAACUCACAUUGGGUGUCUCCAUGGAAUUUAGUAAAAUUUUAGUGUAAGGAGGCUACACUGUGUAUACUUCAAAGUGUGUUCUGUUAGACACUAGGCUGGACUUUGAUGAUAGAGAAGAGGUAUAGCUGCAAUUAUGGAAACUAGAAUCCUGUGGCUACAAAUUGAGGGUCUCUGCAACUGAUUCCAGAAGCAUUGGAUUUGGCAGCCUUUAUGGGCAUCAAUUUAUGCUCCUUUGCUUCAGAUGUUCAUGUAUAUGCCACAUUCCCUUUGUUUGCGACCUUAACAAGCAGGCUGCACUGUGGCUGUUAUCCUUCUUGAUGGUAGAGAAUUAUAUACAAUUCUCUAAAAAACCCCAAACAGCUGCUGUGCAUUCCUGCGGUAUGCAAAUGCUGUGUGUAAUGCCCUCCAUCUUGUAUAUAAAUGGCGUGUGUAAUACCAGUGAUCUAAUGAUCUCGUCCUUUGCAAUUUGAGUCCUAUUUCCUGUUAGGUAUGACUUGCCAGUAUCUUUCAACUCAUUAUCUGGUACAGCAUGUAGCAUUUCUGACAAACUGUUUGGCCAAAUGUUCACUAAACGCAAGAAAAUGUCUCAAGCUGUUGCAUAGUCAACACUUUCAACGGCAGCAAUUAAGGAUUUUUAACACCUAAUAGCUUGCUGGCUUAAAAAAAUUCCUUAAUUGUUGGGAUGGGUUUGACCGGUUUGACAUAGAAUUAAACUACUGUGAGUAAUAUCACACUAUUUUGACUGAGACCAGCUUUACCCCCCACCCCCGAAAGUGAUCUUCCUCAUAAAAUUUGUAGCUUCUUUACUAGGCCUAGUCAGGUUCAGUUUAAUCGGUAGCUGCUUUGAGGUGUUAGGACUGUUGAACGCUUGUGGUGUUAGGCGUAAUGGGAGAGUCUAAAUGGGAGGCAGGUUGAGGAGAAGGGAGAUCUGAUAAGACAGGAUCUUCUUUUGAGAUCAUAGAAGAGUUUUUAGCAUGUAUUUAUGGGUGUGUUUGAACUAUAAUAUAGGUAAAAAAGGUAAAGGACCCGUGGAAGGUUAAAUCCAGUCAAGGGCGACUAUGGGGUGUGGUGCUCAACUCGCUUUUCAGUUCAAAGGAGCCGGCGUUUGUCCACAGACAGCUUUCUGGGUCAUGUGGCCAGCAUGACUAAACCACUACUGGCACAAUGGGACACUGUGGCGAGUGCCAUAGUGCACGGAAAUGCCAUUUACCUUCCCUCCACAGUGGUACCUAUUUAUCCACUGGCAUGCUUUUGAACUGCUAGGUUGGAAGAAGCUGGGACAGAGCAAAGGGAGCUCAUCCCGUCGCGCGGAUUCGAACCACUAAACAUCUGAUUAGCAAACCCAAGAGGCUCAGUGGUUUAGAUCACAGCGCCACCUGCUCCCUUUGAAUUAUAAUAUACCAUUAAUUCAGUGUGACUUACAGGUAAUAAUAAUAACUUGCAAUACCAUUCAUUCAUUCAUUUAAUUUCUUCUUAUACUUACUGGGGUGGAUCUAGAUUUGCUCUUAAGUUUGUUCAUUUGAGUGGAACUACACACCAACUAACUCAGUUUGGAUUCAGUCUGUUGUUGUUGUUGUUUAUUAGGGAUUUUCUCCCCACUCUUCCGAUAAAAUUCCAAGCUCAUUAAAACAUACUGGGUUGCAUCCAGUGUUGCACCUUCAGGAUUCCAAUGGGGCAACAGGACUUCCUUUUCCUCUCUGUUCUUCCCUUCCUUCCCCUCCCCCCAUAAAUUGCUCUGGAGCUGAUUUUGAGGGUGCUCAGGGAGCUGGAGGGACGGAAGAGGAAGUCUGUUGAACAUAUGGAAUUCCCAUGCACCAGCAGAGCUGCCACAUUGGAUGCAGUCUAAUGUGUUAAAAGCAGGAAAAUCAAUAGCAGCAAGAAGCAGCAAGAAGGCUCUUCACGUGGUACCAAAACAAAUUUGGAGUAGGUGCUGGGAAGGGAAUCCCACAACUGAGGCACCACAAUUGAGAAGGACCAUUCUCUGGUAAAGAGAGGACAUCUGAAGAUUUCAGUAUUCAGACCGUCAAAGAGCAAAUGCAAGGAACGGGCUACGUUUUACAGUCCAGUGAGCUGCAUAAUCUUUGCCUCUUGCAGGACAUCACUCCCAGCAGCCCAAUCUUGCUUUCUCAAAUGUAACUCCCAUUGACUUCACUCUUGAAGUGAAUAAAUGUGUUUAGGCUUGCAGCCUAAACCUCGACAGCUAAGUCAGUGCCUUGCACUUUGCUAUGCAGUUUCUAGUUCUAGAUUAUUACUUCGUGUUAUCCCAAAUUCUUGGAGCUGUGGCAGAUAUUAAGAGUGAGGCUGUGGGAGAUUGGGAGGCAGUUGCCAGAGGUACACAGUCAUCCUAUUCAAGUGUUCAGUCUCCUUAUAAGACUGAGGAAACGUGAGGAAAAGCAGGAUGUGCUGUCACGUCCCGCACCCCCUCUGGCGUGUCAUUGCUACCCAGGUUAGAAUCCUUCAUGCAUUUGAGGGGGAAGAUCUGAUGUGCGGAGCUGCCUCUUAUUCUUGGAGGCUCCCUGUGUGAUGAUUUAGAAGGUGGCUUCCCACUUCAGACCUUUUCCCUCAAACUUGUGGAGGGCUUUAAACUGUACCCCCGCUUCUCUCAUCUUUUCCUUACUUGUGAGGAGAUUGAACACCUGAAUAGGGCCUGUAUAUGAAAUAUAAAUGUCUAAUAAGUCUGACGUUUCCUCUGCACAAGCUAUUUUGAGGUAAUAUCUACCAUGGGAAGUGUAAUUUUACAAAAUAAUUUACAGUAGGGAGACAGCUGUGUGUGUGUGUGUGUCUUGUGAGUGGACUUAAGAAGGCCUGUGUGAUUGCCUGUAGAAAGACACAAAUCUGUCUUAAAAGCUACUAAAAACACUCUAAGGAAUGUUGAAUAUUGUUUAAAGUAUUUUUUAAUACUUUUCAGGGCAUGCUGCCUUUGCAAGGCAUCUUACAAGACACAUGAAACACAAUUACAAAGCCACACACAGAUUCAAAGCAGCAGCAGCUAAAAAAAUUCUUUACCAAGUGCGGUAUAGCACAAUUUUUUUUAUUUUUUUUAAUAAUAUUUUUAUUGAUUUCCACAAAAACAACAAAAUCAUUACAUUAAAGAGAAAAACAUAAAAUAAAACAUUUAUAACAACUGUAUACACAAUCAAUAUUAAAUCCACAUUGUGGGAUUACCUGAAUCCCUCGACUUCCCUCUACUCCUUGCCUUGGUUCCUUUGUAUUAUCUUCAUUCAUGCAUGUCAAUAAAAUCUUUAUCUCUAAUUACCUCCAAAUUUAAACAUUAUCUAUCACAUUACAAGUGUUUUUUUAAAAAUUCUGCUAAUGUAUUAACUUGCAUGGUAUAGCACAAUUCAGCCAAGCACAGGCUUAAAGAAAUGCAUCUUUUGAAGAUUUUUAAAGGCUAUUGGGAAUGAAGCUCCAAAAAUAUGAGGUGAGCUGGGGGAAAGUGCACCUCACAUAUCCACUUGCCUAACAACUCUCACUGAUAGGUCAGGGAGCAGGAGAGCCUGAGGGGCCUGGGGAGGGAGCUGCUGGGUUAUAUAUAUAUAUAUAUAUAUAUAUAUAUAUAUAUAUAUAUAUAUAACCCAAUAUAUAAUAAUAUAUAUUAUAUAUAUAAUAUAUAUAUUAUAUAUAUAUAUAUAUAUAUAUAUAUAUAUAUAUUACACACACACACAUAUACAUACACAUACAUAGAUAUAUACAUAUACAUAUACAUAUACAUACAUAUAUACAUAUAUAUAUAUAUAUAUAUAUAUAUAUAUAUAUGAUGUUGUUGUUGUUUAGUCGUUUAGUCAUUUCCAACUCUUCGUGACCCCAUGGACCAGAGCACGCCAGGCACUUCUGUCUUCCACUGCCUCCCUCAGUUUGGUCAAACUCAUGCUGGUAGCUUCAAGAACACUAUCCAACCAUCUCGUCCUCUGUCAUCCCCUUCUCCUUGUGCUCUCAAUCUUUCCCAACAUCAGGGUCUUUUCCAGGGAGUCUUCUCUUCUCAUGAGGUGGCCAAAGUAUUGGAGCCUCAGCUUCACGAUCUGUCCUUCCAGUGAGCACUCAAGGCUGAUUUCCUUAAGAAUGGAUAGGUUUGAUCUUCUUGCAGUCCAUGGGACUCUCAAGAGUCUCCUCCAGCACCAUAAUUCAAAAGCGUCUGUCAGGGGUUCAGGGAGAGAGGCACAGGGUAGGCAGGAGAUGGAGAGCGAUGGGGAUGAAUUCCAAGCCAGCGAGGAAGAGGAUGACAAUGACUCAAGAGAUUCCAUGAGUCUUUCCAGCGAAUCAGAGGAUUCCCAGAAGGGGCGCCGGUGGUUAAGGCCAGGGAGCCCCAGGGGGGACGUGUCAGGAGCAGGGGGCCAGCGGAGGAUCCCAAAGUGGCAGCUGGGCGUCAGGACCAGCCUCCCCACCAGAGUGCAGCGAAGGGGGUGGAGUUUCCAGUGUGUCAGAGGAAGCAGCUCCGGGAGCAGAGAAAGGAGGGGGGUCAGAGCAAGCCGCCCUCCCGGAAGGGGAAGGGAGCAGUGAAGGGAGUAGUGUAACUGUCAAAAGGAAAGUUAGAGGUUUGGCGCGCGCGCCUAGUUCAAAUGUAGAGGCGCGCGGAAGUACAGGGAGCCCGGAGGAGGGGCCAGGUCCCAAAGCCCGCAGGAGGGGGGACGAGCAGUCUGGGGAUUCAGCGUCAGAGGAAUCCAGGAGGGGCGAAACCCCAGCGGGCAGAAGGACCCUGCGGAAAAGGAAGGAGAGAAAGAGGUGGAGCAGCGCAAGCCUCUUAAAUUGGUGCAGGGGAGGGACGGAUUCAGAGGGGACUUCAGCGGUCUAAGCGUAAGAGACGUAAGGCUGCGCGCCUAGGAUGUCAAGCAAACAAUGAACUGCAAUAAACACCUUUGUAUAUAAGAAGACAUAGGCGUUGGUCUUUUGUGAGCUGAGACUUGAGGCAGCUUUGACAGCGUCAUAUAUAUAUAUUUAUAUAUUUCCCGCCCAUCUGACUGGGCAGCUCCCAACAAAAUGUUAAAAAUACAAUAAAGCAUCAAAUAUUAAAAACUUCCCUAAACAAGAUCCAAAGGGUACAGUCUUUUAAGAGCUCCCAUGUGUAUAAAUGGCAAAUUCUGCCUUGAAAACUACACCUAAGUGGGGUUGGAUCCUUUUCUGAUUCGUGCGUAUGUAUUUUUUUUCUGGCACAGUUCACUUUUUAUACAUAUGGUGCCAGAGAACAGCAUGUAACAUGGAACAGAACUGAGUGUAAAUAUUUGUUUGGAGGGUGAGUGUGCUGGGCAGCUGGGAACAUUUUAGACAAGGUCACACGCUUGGUCUGUAAACAGUGCUUGGACUUCAAGCAGAGCUAUAAAAAAAAAGUUGAUCGCUUUAAAAAGGCCUUGUUUCAGGAAGCAUGUGGCUUGUAAAUGAUUUUUAGGAACGACUUGCUACAUCUGAAAUGAAUGAGGGCUAAUAGCUUUCUUGGGUGAAAUGUAAAGUGUUAGCAUUAGCUUUGUGCUACAGAUGUCGAAAUUUAUUUUUAGCCCUCUGCACUGCCACCCACCCACCACUACAGCUGUUUAUCUUGACUCAUGCUUUUCUUGAAAGACAGGCAGUGCAAACGCAAAGGAUCUCUGCUUGAGGCAUUUUUGCAGUUCUCUGCUGGUUCAGUGAGCCCUUGGGAACCCGGAAGCAUCCUCUGUGUAGGGCAGAUGAAUUAAGUGCAGUAAAGUAAAGUCAGUGGUGUCUGCCCUCUUUAAUGUGUUCCAGUUGAAGCUAGCAUUCCGUGGCUUCUGUAUUUAAAAGUGAAUACCGUUUACAACUGCUAACAGCAAAUGCAGUGUUUACAAAGAAGCCCAUUUUGUGAGCUUACUUAGAUUUCAUUGAGUCAAUCAAAUAAAGGCAUUGGGAAUACAGAAUUGGAUAGUGCUUUGGAAUGAAGCUGAUCAAUGUCAACCUCUUAAACACUAACCUUUUUUUUUUUUUAAUGCCAGCCCUGUUGUGCUAAUAUGAUUAAGUCCUACAGUGAGCAGUAGGAGAAGAAUGAAUAAACCGUUGAAAAUAGAAGGAACGUUGUCCCAUCGUAGUUCAUGCGACAAAAGGGGCAACUGCAUUUCUGCAGUGACCCAAUCCUUGGCAACUCAUCUGGAGGCCAGAUGAGUCGGAAUGAUAAAAAAUGAAUAGAAAUAUCAGCCAUAACUGAUCUAGAAUACAGGGUUUUUAAAACUUUCUAACAGCAAGCAUCACAAUCAACACUAGUACCAUAAAUUUAAGGUGGUGACUUUAAAAUGCAGACCUCUGUUGGUCAUAUUCUCUACCAUUCUAAUGUUUCUCCUAAUACGUGUGCCGUAAGUUUUUCUUUUUGUUGUUGUUGGCAAUGUGUACAUGAAUUUGGUUUUGGUUAUUGUAGGUACUUCUCCCGGCAGCUAGUUUGUUGCAGUUGCAGGAUGUAAAGAAGAGCUGCUGUGAUUUUCUGGAAACCCAGCUUCAUCCUGUGAACUGUUUAGGCUUUCGCGCUUUUGCUGACAUGCAUGCAUGCACAGAUCUUCUGAACAAGGCCAACACUUAUGCAGGCAAGUGCAACACCAAUUCUAAAAAAACAGACUUGGCUGGAUUGUGGUUUUGUUUCUAACGCUGUCUAAUGUGGCAGCCUUUUAACAUUGCUCGCACAAGAGGGAAUUUGAGCUACAUUGUUGGGGAAUGUGAAAGUCUUAGAACUGACUGCCUUGACUUUUUGCACAUGCAAGAAAAAAAAAUCACGAAGCAGCUAGGAAACGAGUGGAUUUUAAAACCAGAAAUUAAAACCACAUUAAAAUUUUAGGCACCAGUAUAAAAAAAUGAGUCUAUGCAGCCCAAGCCUUCUAGGGCUUUCUAGCCUUAUCCAAAAAAAUUCUUCCAGAUGCUCUGUAGCCAAGCCCCAAUGCUAUAGGGAACCUUUUUGGCUCCAUGAGCCCCUAUCUCCUUAUCAUGAUAGGCUUUGCAGGUCAAGUUUGACCUCACAGUCGUUUUGACACAAGGUGCUUUGAAGACCCAAAGUGUUGCCCCCCCUCCUUUUUAGCAACUCUCUUCCUGACAAUAGGGGUGUGUGGUAAAUGCAUAACCUCAACCAUCAUUCAUUAGAUGAUGUCCCAAGUCAUUCUAGCUGAUGGGUAGGUGAAUGAGGCUUGGGAGGGACAUGGCCUUGCAGGGCAAUUUGGAUACCCUAGCAGAGUAAGAUUGGCCCAUGGGUGAGAGGGUCGCCACCAUAGCCUAAGGUGAGGAGCAGUCUCAGUGGGCUUCUUCCUGUGACCUAUAUAGCCUGUGUACACUUGCAUACAGCAGUAUCUUGGGUAAAGGGCUGGAAGCUGGGGUAAGGUCUCUCUUACUGCAACUCUGCUCCUCAGCAUUUUACCCAAACAGUUGUUCUAGCAUUUGGGGGCAGCAGAUCAAUGGCAGAGCUGAAGUUUGAGGACGUGAGAGAAGAUUCCUUAUCUUUAGUCAAGUCAGGUUUUAAGGCAGCGCAAAUGAGUAGUUGAUCUCUGAACUGCUUGACGGGCUCUGCUACUUGUUUGGAUCUGAGGCAAUGGCUUGGCUGAACUGCUGAUACAAGGUAGCAAGGAGGGAAAGAUCUCCUUUUCCUUUAGGGCUCUCCAGCUCUCUGGGUACCCCUCCUUCCUGUAGGUAACCCCCCAAGAAGCCAUAGGAAAGCUGUCUGGGUCCUCUGAGCAGCUUAGAACAUUCAAACAAGAUUGGAGGCAUAGCUGAGAAUUAGCGGAUGUGCUUUGUAUACAUAAACAUCUCAAAUUCAAUUCCUGGCUGCUGCCAAUGAUUAUAGACCAGGGUUGGAGAACACAUGGCUCUCCAGAUGUUGCUAGGUUACAGUUGCCACAAUCCCUGCUCAUUAUUGGUAGGGGAUGAAGCCCAUGUAUAUCUCAGUGGCCACAGGUGGUUCCCCAUCUUGGUCUUUGGGGAAGGCUUCUCCCUUCAUCUCAACAGCACACAUUUUUCUUUUCCUCCGCUCAGCUGUAAGGCUUAUAUAAUUUAUAUAAUUUCAGAACAUAUUAUUCGAAAUAAUUCAUUUAUCUGUUCCUCUUUCGUGACAAAAGGAGAUGCCUCAAAGAGUUAACAAGAUUUCCUAGGCAACGAAUUACAUUCUAAACAGACGGCUGAUCAUAACAGUGCUGCUUCAGAUUCCUUAUUUUUCCUAUUUUUCUCAUUUCUGAGAACCUGAGUGUGAGAGAGCAUAGAUGUUACGAAAGGGGCAACUUGCCAAUCACCUAGGCUGAAUUGCUGCAGAAUCUGUUGAGAACGCAGCUACUGUGUUUGAAUAGCACAUUAAUCAGAUUGGGUCCCUUUAAACUGUUGAAUGACCGUGUGGCAAGUGGGGCCUUCAACAUAAGUUUGGCAGUGCUCCUGUUUAGUAUGUCAUUCAGCCAGCCAGGACCCCCUUCUAGAUUACUCUAUUCCCCUUCCAUCUGGUUUCCUUCUCAGGGUUCAAUGGCAGCAAGGCCAAGGAAAAGGGCCUGUCACCACCACCUACUGGCAAUACUGCAAUCACAUUUCAGUUGCAGCCUUUCGUAGAACCUCUUGCUCUUCACAAACUGUCCAACGCCAAACCCCAGAGAGUCUUACCCUGGAGGGCAGCCCCCAUAGGCAGAUUUACAGCAUCCAAAUCAUGAAGCCUACAAAAGAGAGGCCCUCUGUCUUCUGUAUACCACAAACCACCCCAAAGAACUUGAUCAGCCAUUUCCUCCACCUCCCAACAUUCUGUCUCAUUCCUCCCAGCCUUGAACAAGCCACCCUGGAGGUGCACAAUGCCCUGUUGUACUAACUUGCCUCUGCCACCCUUUCAACUUAAAAAGCAAAAAUCCUCCAAUGAUGGACAGAAGGAAAAUACCUCCCCUAGCCAAAGAGCCCAACUCCUGCUGCGCUGCCUUGGCCAUUCAGGGACCAGAGUCCAUUUAAACCAACUUUUAAUUUAUGAGCAAGGCAAAAGUCUUCCUCCCCAAACAGUCAGCAUUCUUUGUCCACUGAACAUACUCAGUACUCAUUGGGCUGUUUCUCCCCUUUGGGUAUUUUUAGCAGAACUUCUGUACGUCUGCAAAGCUCAGGGCUCUGCCAAGCCUGCUUCUUCCCCUUUGGUGUGUGCCGUUAUGGCUACAGCUCUAUCCACCCAUUCACCUGAAUAUCAAAUAAUAUCCCAAAUGCUGUAAUGGUAUUGUGGUGAGUUAUUGUAUUAGAAUGCUUCAUAUAUGUGCAUUUACUAUAUAUGAACUAUGUGCUUUCCUCAUUUUGCCAUUGUGUGCCCCAGCAAGUAGUCACUGCAGUGGAAACCACUUGCUUCUAUAGAGUCAGUACCUCUUAACUUGCAUCGCACGGGUGUGUGCGUGUGCAUUGAAAGAUAUUUUUCCCCUCUCUAAACAGAGCAGCACUUUACUGAAGUUGUACUUUGUGAGGAAUUUCUGAACCUCGAUGUAGAGCAGGUGUGCAGCUUAAUAUCCAGUGACAAACUUACAAUAGCGUCCGAGGAAAAGGUAAGGUCCCUUUCUCCCAGUUUGAAAGCUGCUUUGAAGAAUCUUAAGGUCUAAUCAGAUACGAUGGAACCUUCAUUCAUGUGCCGCAUCUACAACAACCUAUCUCACAGGGUUAUUGUGAGGGUGAAAUGGGGAGGAGAACCAUGUACGCCACCUUGAGAUCUUUGAAAGAUAAAGGUGGUAUAUAAAUUUCAAUAAUAGCAAUAAUACAUUUUAUUGGAUAAGAAGUCUUCAGAUGAUGAUAACUGGAAAACACCUGCCCCUGGAAAGACAUUUACGUAGGCAUUAGGUGAACCUCCCAGGAGUGCAGGAACUACAAAAGCAAGUUGUUAUAAUAGAAAACGGCGUUUCCUUAACCACAGAUGGUAGCUGCACCCAGAGAAGGGUUUCCUAAAAUGAGGGUGGGGAGGGGAAAAACCCAAAAACCUAGUGCCUGGGCUGUUUCAUAUGGAAGCAGACAGGCCUUCAGGUAACAAAGUUCAAAGUUGAGUAGGUAGGGCUUCAAAUUAUAUGCUUAUGUGCCAGCACUUUGGAAAUGGACCAGUAGCAGGUUUGGGGCCAUCUUGAAAGGUUGCCCUAUGCGCAAUGCAUUAUAGUUGGCCAACUUCAAGGCUUUCCUUGAAGUACAGCUAAAGCAUCCUACCUAAAAAUGAGUAUUAUACAGUGAUAGCACAGAUAUUGGAAUACACAUAGGCCUACAAAGCAAGAUCAUAUGAUACUGAAUGUGGGCCGAGAUGUAGGUUAAGUAGAGCAUGUGCUGAGUUUUGGCAUAUGGAGAAGCUGUUCUGAUUGUUUUGUUUCUGCCACAUGCCCAUGUCCUGUGUGGGUUUCUUCCCUCGGUGAGGGCUGACACGCUACUGCAGCAUCACUGUCCAACUCUCUGAGUCUUGGCAGUGGCGCAGUGCUGUCAGCCCACAUCUCGGCCUGCUUUUAGAGCUGCAUGACUCUUAUCCUUUAAUUAAAUCCUCAGCAGAUCUUUUGGUACCCUAGCUGCAAACUGAACUGAACUUCUAUUAAGCAUCCUCAUAGACUGCAGAUAUAUUUAGCACAGUAUGGGAAUUUUAUAGAUAAUCCUUCUAACUCAAGUGGUAAGCGCUGACAAGAUUUGUAACCGGAGACCGCUAAAAAACAACAACACCAAGUUGUUGGCAUCCUUGGGGGAAUUCUCUUCUUCCGCACACAUGCCCUAUGCCCACCCCCCGAACAACUCGCAGGGAGAGCAGAGGAUUAAUCAUUUCACCUGACAAGGAGAAAUGCCUGUGCCGAUGAAAGGAUCAGCUUAGCACGAUGCUGAAUUCCACUCCGGCGGCUUGUGAAAACACAAACAUUUUAAUCGAAAAGCUGAACCUCAGUAAGGGCUGGAUCCAGACACAUCAAAGAAGCGUUUCAGUGAAACGCGUUGUAAACUUUAUAUGAGAAAUCGGGUUGGCAAAAACGGAACUCCAAAGCGCCGUCAGGUGUCACAGUGUUAUAAUGCAUAUACAGUGGUACCUCAGGUUACAAACACUUCGGGUUACAGACUCUGCUAACCCGGAAGUAGUACCUUGGGUUAAGAACUUUACCUCAGGAUGAGAACAGAAAUCGUGCGGCGGCAGCGGGAGGCCCCAUUAGUGAAAGCGCACCUCAGGUUAAGAAUGGUUUCAGGUUAAGAAGGGACCUCUGGAACGAAUUAAGUUCGUAACCAGAGGUACCACUGUACAACGCAUACGAAGCUCUUUUUCUUUGCCAAUGUAGCUGUGUCCAAGGACUGAGGAUCCUCAGUAGCCACAGUAUUCCUUUAGGGAGGUGAGAAUAUACUCCAUCCACCUGAUGGCUUAUGAGAAGCUGAAGGUGAUUGGGGAAGAGACGACAGAGGAGAGCAGCCACUUUCAAAAGGAGCAAGAUGCUUGGGGUGAGAGAGGGAAGCAGCUUGGGCUUGGUACCCCUUUUUAACCAUUUAGAGAGUGAGAAGGCUACUGACAUCUUUAAAAGGAUAGGACCUGCUGAGGAUAACUCACAGAGUAUGGGCGGGAGCUGUGGCUCCUUUCCUGUGCUACUGACCCCUGUUGGAAGGGUCUCUGUUUUCCAUUCUCAAUUACAGCACUCGCAGAGAAGGGCUUCUUAAGAGAGAAUAAUAUGUGAAUCUGCCCUGUUGCCCCACCCCCCAAAAAAUGUUCAAAACUCAUAGUGUGUCCUUUUGUUACUCAAGGUGUUUGAAGCGGUGAUCGCAUGGGUCAACCACGACAAAGAUGUGCGACAAGAGCUCAUGGCACGCCUGAUGGAACAUGUCCGCCUGCCAUUGCUCUCCCGAGAGUAUUUGGUUCAGGUAAGUAAAAAGUAAGCAUUUAAUGUGCACGCCCUCUCUCUUAUUCUGUACAACCUUAAGCGUACAGACUUAGCCAUGAGAACAGAAUAUUUACCAUUAAGGAGACAGAAUCGCUUAACUACAGGUAGCACUUCUUGUAAGGUUCUACCAAUCUGCUCAAUGUUCUGAUCUUGGUAGUUACAACCGGGUCUUUUUUUUAAUCUUGUUUGUGUCGUGCUUUUUGGCGAGUGUGUAACUUUUGAAAAUAUUUAAUAGUGGAAAGGGUAAGGCUCCGUUAAUUUGGAGGAAUCACUUCAUCAACCUAACUAGCAAAAAAAAAAAACCAACCCAAAAAACCUACACCUAAAUUUGAAGUGACCUGCCUUAAAUGGUUUAUCGCUAAGAAUCUGAAUCUGCAGCUAUACUAGAACAGUUGCGUACUGGUUUAUGUUUUCCUUGAUAUUCUGUCAAAGGGGAAUUAAUAUUUGCUGUUGCCCUAGGAAUGUAGGAAACCAGCUUAAAUGAAGUCACUUUGGUCCAGCUGGCAGGGCUCUCCAGAGUUUAAUAAGGGACAAUCCCAUCUUUACCUGGAGGUGCCAGGGAGUGAGUUUUGAACCUGCAUGACAUGCAGAAGGAAGUUGGCAAUAGUCACCUCAUUUUUCCUUGAGCCCAUUUGUUUUCAUUUGUUUGAAUAAGUUACCUUGAUCUUGUUCAGAAAAGUACUGAAAUGUCUUUGCAUAGGACAGAAUUCCAAAGCACACAUAACAAGUGAUACUCAAAUUGCUUUUUUUUUUGUUUUUGCCAGGGUAUACAGCUUCUGUGCUUGUCUCUAUAUUCUGGUUUCUAGCCUGUAGGCAUCCACCCUCUUGAAAUGCCUUUUCUUCAUAGGGUUCCAAAAAUUUUGGAAGCACCGUGCUUACAUCUCUUAUUGAACAGAUCCAAAGGGCUUGUAUUUUCUUUUUUAAGAGGGCUGGCAUAGGGGUAAUCUUGAGAUGAACAUGCCAGCAUAUUAGUGUGCACCUGUUGUGUAGUAGUACUUGUUAAGACUUUUGUCCACGUUUAAUGUGCAGAGAGUCGAAGAGGAACCGCUUGUUAAAAACAGCAGUGCGUGUAAGGAUUACCUCAUUGAAGCGAUGAAGUACCAUUUGUUGCCACUUGAGCAAAGGGCUCUGAUGAAGACCACACGAACAAGGCUGCGAACACCAGCCUGCCUUCCAAAAGUAAGACCCGUCACUCUUGGCUACCUGGUUCACCAUUUAGUAUUGUAUUGCAUUAUGGGAAGAGAACGUUCAGCAGAGAUGUAACAGAUGGAUUUAAUUAUGUGACGGUCUUAUUGAAAAUAUAGUGAUUUUGGAGUAAUUUAAGACAGUCAAAUGGGACACAUACACACACACACACACACACACACACACACACCAGUAGGAAGAGGCGCACCACAAUCCAGUAAGUGAAUUUAGACAAUCUAUCUAGAAUGUCUUUCUUUCAUAUUUGUUAGUAGGGUUCUGCUUGUUCAAGAAUAUUGGGGUGCCAUGACGUAACUGGCAAGACUGUCAUGGUGGUUCAGCAGAGAGACUCUUGUUUUGCCUGUCAAGAGCAUCUGCCUUUUUAGUGAGUAGAAUGGAGGUAUUUGGUUCCAUAUGUGUCCCAUGAAUUGUCAAGGUGACCACUUAACAGAAGGAGCAGCGUUAUAGAUUAUAGCAAGACUCUUCUCUCCUCCCCCCCCAAAAAAAACCCUGGUGGCAGCAAAGUUAGACAGUAGGAGUAGGACUAUAUCUCCUCCUUAUUGAUCCCUGUGUACUUUGGUGGUGGAACUCUUUCUCCUGACAAUCGCCUUGGCAGAAGUAGUCUCCAAAAGAAAAGGGGAAUACAGGAAGUUCAAAGAUGCUAUUCUGAUACAUGAUGGGUAUGCGUAAGUGAAUAGUUCCUAAGUUUAUUGCUCUAGCCAAAGAGCAUGACAAACUACUCUGAGACACGGAAUAGCAACUUGUAAGAAAUGAUCAAUUUUCCAUUGUUGUCUCCAUUUAUGUGACUAAGCAACAAGGUUAUUUACGAUGUGUUUCUUCCUUUGAAGCUGAUGGUGGUGGUCGGAGGACAAGCACCCAAAGCUAUCCGCAGUGUGGAGUGUUACGAUUUUAAGGAAGAACGGUGGCACCAAGUUGCUGAGCUGCCUUCUAGAAGAUGCAGAGCAGGUAGCUGCUUAAAUUGAUAGUGUUGCUUACAUAGCUAGGUAACUCCAUGCCAACAACUUCCUUUUAAGAAGGAUGGUUUUUUUAUGUGUGCAGUCUUUAAACAAAAGAGCAUACAUGGUCUGCAGAGACCAAUGCCUGAAAUGUAGAACCUUCUCUUUCAGGAGUGGUAUACAUGAGCGGUCUUGUCUUUGCCGUUGGUGGUUUCAAUGGCUCCUUGAGGGUUCGUACGGUGGAUUCAUAUGAUCCCGUGAAGGACCAAUGGACAAGUGUUGCUAGCAUGCAAGACAGAAGAAGCACUUUGGGGGCUGCUGUAUUAAACGGACUUCUGUAUGCCGUGGGAGGAUUUGAUGGAAGUACAGGUAUAGAGCAUUUCAUUCAUAUUGUACUUUGCAUUCUUACUUUGAGAUGACGGUCUUCUAGAUCAGACCUCACCAAUUUGGCGCUGUUCAGAUGUUUGGCAGUACAAUUCCCAUCAGCCCCAGCAAGUUGUUUUGCACUAUUAAAAUUGUGCUUAUAAAAAUGAAAACACAACACGCAAUAAUUCAUCUGAGUGAGACCAGCACUCUCAAGCUCACGGUCAUCUCCGUAGCUUAUGAUAGAAAAGAGUUCAUAAGUUCUUAAUUCCUGUUAAUAGUUCAUGGAGAAACGAAUGAAUAAUACCUUCUUUCUUCAUAGCUUUGUGUACUGCUUUGUUACAGGUCUAUCAUCAGUAGAAGCCUAUAAUAUGAAGACUAAUGAAUGGUUUCAUGUAACUCCAAUGAACACAAGGAGAAGUAGUGUUGGUGUAGGUGUAGUUGGAGGUAAGGUCUCCUCUUAAGACUAAAUUGGUUCUGGUGUCCAUGUGACUAAUAGCUGUUCACAAGCUUAACUCCUAAAUACACCAUAUGUUCAUAGCAAGCACUUUGCAAAGCAGACUAGUCUUUUCAGUCUAACUCCAUCUUCAGAUGAAGUAUUUAUUAGACCCAGGAGUGCCCUCUGCUGUGUUCUCUGUGAAUUUUUCCUAACCACCUUAGUACAGUAUUUUUAUCUUUAUUUUAUUAAUUUUUUGCUUUCCUUGUGCCAAGGAGAAAGUGGCAGUGUGCUGCCUGCUAUAUUAAGAAAUAGCUAUAGUAGUCAGAUUUUAUUGGCCAGCUGAGAAUUUAUUUUUAUUUAUUUAUUUACGGCUAUUAGCCCAUAAAGUAUGUACAAACAUAAAAGCACAGAGGCAUAAAGACUAAUAUAUUCGGCACCAGAAGGUGAACACCAUGAUGCAGGGGUGGGUCAUUGAGCAGAGCCAGAUAACAGCUUGGGGCCCGGAGAGCUCCAAGGGACGGAUCCCAGAAAAGGAGAACUGAAGACGAGAUCCGACAUGCACUCUCUUCAAAACUGUCCGAUUAGUUUUUGAUGUUGUUGUUUUUGGUGGUUUUUGUGUGUGAGAUAACUGCAUUCAGGAAUCUCGCCACCUGCAGAGUUACAGAAGGAUCUGUAUCCUGCAAAAGUAGUGCGGCAUGUGACUCAGCAGGCCUGCCAACCAAGCGCAGUAGAGCAGGGCCCAGGAAUUUAGUCCUGGCUAUGCUAUGUAGGGGACAGUUGAACAUUAUAUGUGAGAGAGAAUCAACAGUUUUCCCGUCACACACGCAUAGCGGAGACACCAAACCCUUGGAAAAUCUGUGGCUCAGCAGGUUCGAUGGAAAGACAUUGAACCUUGCACGAAUAAAUGCAUGUCGGUGUGGUACAGAUGAAAGAGAUGACAUGUAUGAUGGAAGGCCAAGUGGUGAGGUUAUUCCGUGAUACCUGGGGAGCAGACACCCUCACCCCGGCGAGGUUGUGUUGAUUUUCAAUGUCUGCUAAUCUCUGCUCAAUAAGUCUUUUGGCUGAGCGUAAGUUCAUCUUUAAGGAGUCCGCUGGGGAAAUUCCGAUGCUCAGAAGUUUGGCAUGGAUUUUUCCUACCCACGGAUUGACAAAGUCGUCCCGCCAGAGGCACUGACAAGGUAAUGGUUGGGAAGCCUGUGCCAGCUGGACAGCCAAUAACCAAAGACUCGCUUCCAGAUGACCGUCUCCAAUGAUGCAAUCAUUAACUCCAGACGUAUGGCUGCGUUGCUCACACACAUGGGGAGUUUCAGGAGGCGACGGAGAAACUGAUUCUGCAAUGUCCCCAACGAUGUUAAAUUGGACCCUGGGGCCCAGAGCGGGGCAGCAUAACAGAGGGUGGAAACCACUUUUGCAUGGUACACCUUCAAUGCAGAAGGGAUGUGGGAGGCUCCGUCGGCCGCAAAAAAUUGGAGUAGAGUAUAAAGUAUUGUUUUCCCUUUGUUUAGUAAAUACUGUAUCUGUGGCUUCCAGCUUAGGUUGUAGUGAAAAAGACUCCCAGGUAUUUAAAUUUGAAAACUUGUUCUAAUUGGACUCCAUCUAACUUCCAGCUGUAAGUUUUCCGAGACCUGGUAAAGACCAGGACUUUAGAUUUCCCAUGAUUAAUUGUCAGAUGGUUGAGUUUGCAAUAAGCCGCAAAAAUCUUUAGAGCUCUGCAUAAACCGACUCUAGAGUAGGAAAGGAUCGCUGCAUCGUCGGCAUAUAAGAGCAGAGGGCAGCGAAAAUCAGCUAGGCGGGGGCAUGAAUGUUGGCUUGAGACUCAUUCAGAAAGAGCUUCAUAUCGCUAAUAAACAAGUUGAAGAGGAGUGGGGCCAAAAUGCAACCUUGGCGCACACCUCUAUUUAUUGGGACCUCGUUGGAUAGGUUUCCCGCCGGUGUGAGUCUCACUCUAGCCGACGACCCAUGGUGUAAUUGGGUUAUAAGCCAUAACAGCCUUCUAUCUAUGCCCCAUCUCUCUAAUUUCUUCCAUAGACAGUUUCUUGGGAUACUGUCGAAGGCGGCCUUUAGGUCUAUGAAAGCGACACAUAGGCGCCCCCGACUCGGGGCAGAAUAUUUUCUGGCAAGAUGAUACAUGAUUACCAUAUGGUCAGUGGUCGAAUAAUUGUUCCUAAAGCCCGCUUGCUCGUGGCCAAUCAAAUUUGAGUCGUUUGCCCAAUUGGACAGCUUGGACAGCAAAAAUUUUGCAUAGAUUUUCCCGAUGAUAGACAAAAGGCUGAUGUUCCGAUAGUUCUCCGGGUCAGCAGGGGGACCCUUUUUAUGGACUGGCACGAUCACGGCCUCCUUCCAUGACCUAGGGAUAAGCCCCGUAGAAUUAAUUGCAUCAAAGACUUUGGCCAGGAUUUCAGCCCACCACCUUGGUUGCGCAACAAUAGCCUCAGCAGGGACUAGAUCCAGCUUUGCCCGUUUUCAGAUCUAAUAUCAAGUCCAUUAUCAGGUCUGGGUCGGUAGAGGGCCACAAAGGUAGAUGGUCGGCUCGGAAUUCAGUGGAUGAGUUGGAUUCCUCUGCCAAGGAGAAAUAUUUGCUCAAGAAUUGUUCCCAUGUGGGCGCAGGGAUAAUCGUCAGUGGGUACUUCCUUCCUCUUUUGUUUAUCAAAGCCCAAAAUUCCUGUGGUCUGCGGGAUCUAGAGGCCGCAAUCAAGGCUCGCCAACGCUUUAGAUACCACUCACGUUUGGCCAGCUUUAAAGUCUGUUUGUAUGCUCUUUUGGCUUGUAAAUAGGAGGAUGGUAGAGCCUGGGCAUUAGAGUUUUUGUAUUCAUUAUAGAUGGAACGAAGAAGGGAUCUUGCUUGUUUGCAAGAGGUAUUAAACCAAGGGGUCCCAGCACUGCAAUGCGCUACUUUCGCCUUUUGAGGAGGUAAUGUAAAAAAGUGGUAAGGUUUGUUGUAAGAAGGUUAAAAAUUUCAAAACCGAAUUGGAAUCUUGUAAAUCAGUAGCUAUUUGAGGUAGAUAGGCAGUGAUUUCCCUAUGGAAAAAUCCUGGUAUUUUUGGGCCACAGCCUCCGACCAUUUGAUCCCACUUAUUUUGGUCGCUGAUGAGGUUUCCAGAGGGACUGAGUGUUUAUAGUCCUUCUGGUACCGGAACAAUGACAAAGUGGUCACUAUUGGGAGGUGAUCACUGAAAUGUUGGUUUUCAACUUGGAAGGAAAGUACAUUGACGGCCAAAUUUGCGGAGAUCAAGAGGUAAUCGAUAACACUGUUAGAUACUGGUCCCAGGUGAGUGAACUCCCCCGGUAUAUCGGGGGGGAAGGUGCCGUUCAAGAAUACUAGAUUCAGGCGAAUGGCCAUUUGGUAAAGGGUCACUCCAGCUUUGUUUACUCUGUUGUCCUUUGAAGUUCUAAUUCUAGCAUGUUCCAAGUCAAAGUUGCCCAAACAUGGGGGAGUCCACCAUUUGGACUUGAUUAGUAGGUCCCAAUUUGUGGCAAUUCGAGCAUUAAAGUCUCCCCCAAUUAAGGAGUACGAGUUAGGGCAUUUGGUGUGACAUGACAAUAGGUGAUUUUCAAAUGAUUCCCAUCUCCAAUCAAGAUCAGGUGCUGAGCCUUCGGGGGGGAGAUAACCAUUAGUAAUUAGUAAUGAGGACUUCCCUUUUGCGAUCAGUCCAGAAAGAGCAAAAGGCGGGGAAGCCCGUACCAGGGUGAAUUUGGCGCGAAGUUGGAGUGAAAUCCCAAUCAAAAGACCCCCUUUGGGGCGACCACCUUUCAAGGAAGGGGAGGCCGGAAGUGUUAGAAGAUCAAAGCCGUCUAUGGUAAUCUCUUCCUCAUCCCAUGUUUCUUGGAAUAGGAUGAUGUUAAAUGAAUUUAUGUACUUCCUGAAUUCGGGGUCUGAUUUUUGGUUCUCCAACCAGCAAUGUUCCAGCUAAGUAUUGAUAAUGUCGGGUCCUUGUGCUGUCCCGGUAAUUGUCACUUUGAGUUGUUUAAUGGGUUCUUGGAGGUAGAGCGAGGACCCAUAAGGAAAUCAGUAAUUUUAGUUUGUGCGGAUAAAGUCUUCUUCUGUGUUGAUUGAAUCCGUGAUUUGGUAACAUUAACAGGCAGGAAGGGCUUUGCCGGGGAGGAAGAAUUAGGCAAAAUUGGUGAGGUCGGAUGAGCCAGCUGAGAAGCUGAAUAGUCCUUUUUAAAAAAAUGACUGCUCAUGUUUUAAAAUAAAAAUAAAAAUCUUGAAUUAAAUGAAUAUGAUUGAAAGAGAAAUGUCUAAAUAAAUAUUUAAAGAGAAAGUAUUUGUUUCUUCUGAAAUGUAUGAAUGAUUUAAACUGAACCACAACCUAUCUGAAGUAGACAGCUCAGAUAAGGCUGCCUUGCUUUCGUUCAGCUUCUUCAAAGUGUGAGUCCAUCAAACCUCACAAAAAAGGACUCGAGUGGAACCUGACAAGUUCUCUUCAAAAUAGACCCUUGUUGAGAAAAGCCCAUUUAGCACAAAGCAUCAAAUGCAAACGUCCACGCUAAAUGGUUUUGCAUUGUUUCAGUUACACAGAGCACAAACCUUAACUAUUUUAUGUGGAAGCUUUCUCAUUCAGAUCAGUCACCCAUUUUAACACAAAGGCUUCUAGGUUUAAUCCUCUAUGAAAUGCACAUCAUACAAAUCUAAUGCAGCCUUCUCCAACCUUGUGCCCACCAGAUAUUUUUGGGCUCUUUACUUCUAUCACCGAGCAUGAUCAGUGGUCAGGAAAGACAAGAGUUGUGGUCCAAAGCACUUGGGCAACACCAGGUUCGGGAAGGUUGACCUAUCAUCUACUGGUGUACCUGUAUAUGCAGAAUUUGUUAAUCCUCUUUCCAGGUAUGCUGUAUGCCGUCGGUGGCUAUGAUGGUGCAUCACGUCAGUGCCUUAGUACAGUGGAGUGUUAUAACUACAGUUCAAAUGAAUGGAGCUAUGUUGCAGAGAUGGGCACUAGACGUAGCGGAGCAGGUGAGUAAACAAACUUAAAUGAGAACGCUAUGUGUCAAAUGGAAAAAAAUGCAAGGAAUCCCAAAGUUUUUUGGGUUUUUUUUUUAAAUAGUCAUGGCAGGUACACAUAUCUUCAAAAUCCAAAUAGCUGCCUUACUGUUGCUUGAACUUGUUCCUGCACCUCCCCCACACUUAUUGCUAUGUAUGGGACAUAAUUCCUGAACCAGGAAAUAAUUGCAUUUAUUGGAAUAUGAGAUGUCUCUCUGAUCAGAUUUUAGCUUGAAUUGCAGGAUUGAAGAGGGUCAUCUCACCAUUCAUGCUUUACCAUUCUCAAGGUGGGGUGACGGGUAGGUGUACAUUCCAAAGAUCAAUUGCUAUCAGUUUCUUUGGAAGGAACUGACAUUGUGAGUUGCAAUCAGGAAGUGUUCUCAAGAUAAUCUUUCUUUGUAGCUAAUUUUUAAAUUGCUGGUUUAACGCCCCCAUUUAUUUGUUUUUCAGAGGUUUUUGGUAUGAUCUAACAGCUACUCACUGAAAAAUCUGGCUUUGGUUGUUUUGUUUUUUGUUUUUUGAAUCCCUAUUUAAGUAUUUAUGUUGGAAGCUCCCAGCAGCAAACUCUUAAAUGCCAGUGGCUUUGAAAAAGCAAUUUCUGGUUCAGCAUGACUUGAGAAAACAUAAUUUUGUUUGCAUACGUCUGGAUUACACCCAUUCAGUACUUGGUGUCCAGUUCAAUUUGCACCACUGGGCACUGUGGUGGAGUAGAUAAGGGCCGGUAUGCUGAGCUUGAAUCCUUGGAAGAUGGGUUGGUAUUUCCUGUGUUCUGAAGAUUGACCAGUUCUGUGUGGGGUUGCACUCCCUCUGAAAGAAUAGGUUCAGAGCUUGGGGGGUGGAGUGCUCCCAGAUCCAUCUUUGUUGCUGGAAGCAACAAAGCCUCAGUGGCUAGGAGUGUCUUUUGCCAGCUACAGUUAGUCCUCCAACUAUGGCCGUUCUUGGACCUGGAUAAUAAUGGCAAUGAUGAUGAUGAUGAUUGGUUAAAUUUGUAUUGAGAUUCAUGUACUGAUACCUUCAAAACUCAAUUAUUGCAAUGCACUCAUCCCUUGAGCAGAGGCUGCAGCUGAUGCAGAAUGCUGUGGCUAGACAGUCAAUAGGGUUGGACUAUCGGCAGCACAUAAACCCGGUGUUCAAGCUUGCAUUGGCCGCCUAUAUGCUACUGGACCAGGUUCAGGGUUCUUGUAUUAAUUUAUAAGGCCCUUAACAACGUGGAUCCAGGUACAUAAUGGGCCACCUGAUCCAUUAUAUCCCUGCUCAGUCACUGAGGUCUUCAAGGGAGUCACUGUUAAUGGUCCCCCAUGGCUUGGAUGCACGACUCUUAUUACCAAGGAGCCAUGCAUUCAGUAUAGUGGGCCCAGUUUUAUUGAACUCUUUUCCAGAUCAGACAGGAACCCCACUCCCUGUUAAGCUUUCAGUGCCUACUGAAGACAUUGUUUUAUUCCUGCAGACUUUUAAGCUGAAUUCUGGUUUUAUAGUUUUGACUCACUUUUAGUCUUACUGCUUUGUGUUUCCUGUAUGCCACUGAGAGAUUGCUGCAACUAAGUGAUAUACAAAUUGAAAAGGGGGGAAAUGGGGUGGGAAGGAGAAAGUAAUGAUUGGAGGAGCUGCUUCUCCUCCUCUGGCAGAUGGAUGGGGCUAGAUUGCUCUCCCAUGAUGCUCUUUCCGAGAGGUAGAGAGUGCUUCUCCCAGGGGCCAUUGGUUUCCUGACUGGUGGCGAAGGAAGGCAAGGAUGUGCCUCACUUCAACUCUGCAGUUUGUUUGCUAGUAUAGUGCUUACGCUGCCCUUUUAUUCUUGCAUGUUAUGUUUUUUAUAGCUUAUAGCUUAUAGAAUCUGUUGCAGGACCCCACAGUAUUUCCUUCCUGUGAGCUGCAUCAAGGUUUGCAAGACCAAGAACUAGCAUAGCAUAUUGGCUAAAGGUGCAAUCCUAUGCACACUUGUCUAGGUGUAAUUUAGCAUAGGAUUGCACUGGACAAAGGAUUGCACUGUAAGAGAGUCAGCUGUGGACCAGUAUUUCAUUAGUUUAAAGUUUGCCCCUUUGAUGAACUCAAUAGAACCUUCAACAAAGCCACACACAGCUCCAGCAAACCAUGUAAUAUUGGGAUAAACAAACUGACCUAAAGGUGGCUGUAAGAGUUGCUGGGGAAAAGUGUGAAGACAUUUUUCAAAACUCUCAAGCUCUAGGUACAUACAAAGUGUGUGUUCGUGUUCUGUGAAUGUGUUGGUGCCUGUGAACGUAUAAUAUAAUACAGUAUUUAUGUGACUUUCAUUGCAUCUGAAUUUUUUUGAUUCCCACCUCCCACCCCUUGGUACUUUGUUGGUACUUGCUAAAACCCCAGAAGUGGGGAUUUAUGCUUUUUCUUAAUGUUAACUCGUUUUGCUUUUCCCCCCUCCUUUCAGGUGUUGGUGUCUUAAACAACUUAUUGUAUGCAGUAGGUGGCCAUGAUGGUCCUUUAGUCAGAAAAAGUGUUGAGGUGUAUGAUCCCACCAUCAAUACAUGGAAACAGGUUGCAGAUAUGAACAUGUGUAGGAGAAAUGCAGGUAAAUAUUACAGCCUUCAAAGAACUUUUAAUAUAGCAUUGAAAAUAGAAAUGACACUCGCUUGGGCUUUAAUUGCUUCCACAUCUGCCCCCUAGGUUAUUUAUCUAAUGAGGACCUUGCUUUGAGUAAUGAGAAAUCUAACAUAAUUCAGUAUAUGACACUAACACAGCCACUUUCACCAUAGAACUAAAUAACAACAGACAAAAAUUAUGGCAGUUUUGAAUUUUGAUAAACCACUAGCCUCAAAUGCUACAUUGGGGGAAUACAUGGUUGUCCAUCAUAUCAAAUAAAUAAUUGUGCACUUAGCUUGUCACUUAGAAAGGCCUUAAUGCUUCUUUUUUACAACCUCCUGGCACCAAAUGUGGCCUGGUGAGCUAAGAAACCAGGCGCUGACACUAUUUUUCUGCUUUGUAUUAGGGGUUUGUGCUGUCAAUGGGCUUUUAUAUGUAGUUGGAGGAGACGAUGGUUCCUGUAACUUGGCAACAGUGGAAUAUUAUAACCCUACAACAGAUAAGUGGACGGUGGUAUCGUCAUGUAUGAGUACAGGAAGAAGCUAUGCAGGUAAUAAAGAAUAAGUUAAAAAGGAGGAGUCUUCUCCCUUUUUCUGGAGGUUAAUGAAGGGGCAGGUGGACUGCAUUAUGCUCCCUCUGUGAGCGUGUAUUAUGUGAAUGGGUCUAGAAGCUCUUGGAGGAUGGAUGGGAUAUAAAUGGAGUUAAACACAGAUAGCAUCUGUAUGCGGUGAAAACCAAGCUCUCAUCUUUAUAUUUGCUCAUUUAAAAUAUGUAUAUGCAGGGGCGAACGAAGGCGUUGUGACACCCGGGGCGGGGCAUCGCUACGUAGGGCGCAUGUGCAGUGUCGCUACAUAUAAUGCAUGUGCCAUACGUAGCAACGCCGCAUGUGCACUGUACAUAGCGGUUUGCCGGUGCUCCAGCGCUAUACGGACAGUGCCGGGAUCCCCUGCUCGCAGCUGCAGCCUCGAACGGAGGAUCCUUUACAUGCAGCUGUAGUGGCGAUGGAGGGAUCCCACCGCCAUCUGUAAGGCGCUUGAGUGGCGCCGGCGGAAACCGCUAUGUACAGUGCAUGUGUGGGGUCAUUGCGUAAAGCGCAUGCGUGCGACACUGCACACACGCUGUACAUAGCAGUUUGCCACUGGCGCCGGGAUCCUCUACUCAUGGCUCCAGCUGCGAAUGGAGGAUCCUCCACAUGCGGCUACAGCGGGUUGCCUUCUUGUCACCCCCCCAGACAUGGCACCUGGGGUGCACCGCACCACCCCCCACACCCCCAUUGCGACGCCACUGUGUAUAUGUCACCUUUUUAAGAGUCAAAGCUUUCUGAGGGCGGCGUCCAUAAAAAACAACAUGUAAGACAAUUUCAUCACAGAUAAAAUGUGAAUAAACCAGAAAUAAUGAAACAAAAUCCAUACAAAGAGCAUUAGUUAUAGAUGCUUUUGAACACCUAUAGAAAUCCACUGGGAGAUGUAUUAAGGCGAUGUUGAGUUAGUUGGCAACCAGAUCUAUCUCUCUGUUGCCUCUGACUCAGGAUAAGCAGUUCAGGUGCUUGUCAGUUGUAUGGAGAUGGUAGUAGUCUGGAUGGGGAGUACUAAACUGAAACUUAAUCCAGGCAAAAUUCAGGUGCUGCAGGUUCUCAAGUGUAGAAUAUAGGGAGAUAGUCAGUUCUGAAAGGUGUUGCAUUCCCCUGGAAGGAAAAUGUGCAUUUGGGGGGGCAGGACUCCUUGAUCCAUCACUGUCACUUGAGACACAGUUCGCUUCAAUGGCUAGGAAUACCUAUUUCCAGUUCUGGCUGGUUCGCCAGCUACAGUCCCACUUGGAAGGGGAUUCUUUGGCCAAAGCAAUGUAUGCUUUGAUAACUUCCGGGUUAGACUAGCAAUAUGUUCUUUGUGGGGCUGCCCUUGAAGACUGUUUAGAUGAUGCAGUUAAUGUAGAAUGCAGCAGCAAGGCUACUGUUGAGUGUCUAGCCUGACAUGUAUUAUGCUGGCUUUGAAAGAUCUGCACUGGUUUCCAAUUUGCUAAAGGCUUAAAUGACCUGGGCUACCUGAAGGAGCACUUCCUACCACAUCAGCUUGCCUAAGUGUUGCGAUCAGUGUGGGAAGUCAUUUUGGCAGUGCAGGCAAAAUAUGGUUUGAGGGGCGGGGAGACAGGGGAGACUUUCUCUGUGGUGGCUUCCAGGUUGUCGAAUGACUUCCUCUCUGAGUUAGUUCACACACCUCUUCACCCAGGUCUUUAGUUGACUAGAUGCAAGGCUUUGUUUCAGCUGGAACUCACCGGAACUCAAGUCCAGCACCUCUCAGGUGGGCGCUAUUGCCAUUCUAAGAGAAGGAGGGAGGUGGUCAUGGUGAGUUCCGGCACCUAUUUUUCUAGAAAAUCACACCGAGUAGAUGUCUUCCCUUCUACUUUGCUAUGAUCUGAUGUUCUGUGCUGUUGUUGUUUUUUGGUUGUUGUUGGGGGGUUUUUUUUGGCAACUUUGCCAUUGGUGGUUUUCUGAUGCUAUUUUACAGUUUUAAUGUAAAUUGUACUCUUUAUUUGGUGAAUGAAGCUCAAUAAAUACAGAUAGCAAAUAAGCAGACAUCCAGCCUAGAACUAAAACAUAAUUAUAGCCCAAGACCCACUACAGCAAAAAGCACAGCAAAUAAAGCCCCCUUCAGGGAAAACAUUUUCGUUUCACGGGGAAAUAUGUAUGUGAAGCAGAACUCCAUAACUCCACUCUAGGAUCAGUCCUGCUUUCUAGCCACAGAAUCCGGUCACAUCUUUAUUUUUACACAGCUGUUUUAACACGAUAAAGUGAAUUACGUAGUUUUAGAACAACCAUAUAGGAAUGUUUCUCUGAAUAAGAGUUCAAGUCCUGCUUUCUCUCUCUUUCUGUAGGUGUUACAGUUAUUGACAAGCCAUUGUGAGUUGGUGCAAAGAUUUAUCCCUACCUUGAUUAUACAGUAGAAGCAAGCUUUAACAAGUGAUGUCGAAGUGAUUGAGCAUCAAGUCACUUCUUAACUUGUAGCACAUUGAGACAUGUUGGAAGCUGUGGCCUGCGACAAUUAAGGAUGAAAAUGAAGAUUAUUCCAGUUUGAAGCAAUGUGUAGCAUUAUUUGAUGUAAAGCAGCAUCUGACUGAGAUGUAGCUGGCUGUGUUGACUACAAUUUGGAUUUGCUGGGUUUCUGGACAAAAUUCCUUAAGGACCAAUCAUGUGUCUCAUGGUUGACUGGAUUUUUUUUUUUAAGUAAAAGAUAGUGUUUCCUGGUGUCUUUUUUCCAAAGAAAAAAAAUAUCCAUUAACUGCUGGUUUUUGGAGGAAUAUUGAAUCCCAGCUUAGUACUACAAGCUGGCACAAGAAUCUGGAUGCUUUUAUAAAUCAUCUUUGGUUACAUUACUAUUGUGUGCAUAUUUAAGUGUGUGUGUAAGUAGACUUUCUUUAUACUUGUUUGGAACUUAAUGAUACUAUUUAUACUCUGCACGGAACUUUGAAGUUUGCCAGUACUAUGUUGUAAAACAGAGGUGUAUAUUUUGAUAUUUACCAAUGCUUUAACAAAUGCCACAGAAAACAUACAAUACAAUGCUCAUGAAACAAGUGUAAUGCCAAAAUGUUUUAAACUAAUGUAUUGGUGAUCUCUGUUUACCAAGUUCUCUUUUGUUAUGUUUUGAUCUAUCUCUCUUAACUCUGUCAUAAGGGUUAAUACUUGGCAUGGGCAUAAUGGCAGGUUUAUAAUGAAUGUAUGGAGCUCUGUUUUACUUGCAUGGCAUUUAAAACUUUUCCUGUGUAACUAGCUGCUAUUAAUUAUGUACUUCCUGUAUGUGAAAAUGUUUGUAAACAAACAAUUCCUGGAUGCUUUAAAUAUGACCAAAACUAUUGUCAUUUUGACUUCUUUUCUUUUAAUAAAACUUUGCAUAUUUGUUUUUCCUA
This is a messenger RNA of Podarcis lilfordi (Lilford's wall lizard), 40503 nucleotides long. NCBI's taxonomy places the organism in Eukaryota, Metazoa, Chordata, Lepidosauria, Squamata, Lacertidae. The record is from the annotation of a GenBank genome assembly.